Molecule: messenger RNA, 1878 nt
Organism: Neltuma alba
Lineage: Eukaryota; Viridiplantae; Streptophyta; Magnoliopsida; Fabales; Fabaceae
Product: probable receptor-like protein kinase At1g80640
Exons: 8
Coding region: 26-1312 (428 amino acids)
Biological process (GO): protein phosphorylation
Molecular function (GO): protein kinase activity; ATP binding
Source: RefSeq, a predicted model, not a curated record
AGGAGAGAAGAAAAUAUGAGUGUGGAUGCUGCAGGAACGCACGAGUCCACGUGGUUGUGGCGCGCUCAGCCCCAUUAUAACAUAUUCACUCUCCGCUCUCCACAAUUCUCUGUGCUUCUGCGCGCACACAGAACGAGUGAGAAAGACAGUUAGGAGAAGCACUGCAAUCACAGACUAUGAGAAAAGGUUGAGCCUUUGUACAACUCAGAGCCCUUUUCCGUAUCAAUUUCGAAGGCCUCCACCAAGUCUCACCAUGUUUUCUUCUUGGCACGUUGAAGACUCCAUAAAAAUGAAGCUUCUUUUGUUGCUUCUUCUAUUGUUUCCUUUUCUUCAAGGCCCCAUGUCGGUUUCUGUUGCCGCCGAACCUCUCCUUUUGUCACCUACAGUCCCACCACCUGUGUCCCCAGCAUCAAUGGCGGCAUUUUCUCCAGAUAUUCAGGUGGAGAAUGAACGGAACGGAACAGAUUCAGACAUGAAGGUGGUAAUAGCUCUCGUCGUAGCCGGCACUGCACUUGGUGCAGUCAUUUUGUCCUUCUUAUGCCUCUGCGUUUGUUACGAGAAGUCCCCGUCCAAAUUAAAGAGGAAAGAUGUCCAAAGUUCAGAUGCGGAGAAAGGGCUUGCAAGAACCCCAUUUCUGAGAAAAUUUAGUUCACUCAAGAUGAAUGGUGAGAAGGGGUCUGUUUCCAUAGUAUUUGAUCAUAAGACGAUAGAAAAAGCGACGAACAAUUUUCUGGAAAGUAAUAUAUUGGGAGAGGGCGGAUUUGGAUGCGUUUACAAGGCUCGAUUACACAAUAACUUGGAUGUUGCCGUCAAAAAAUUGCACUGUGAAAGUCAGGACGCUCAGAGAGAAUUUCAGAACGAGGUGGACUUGUUAUGUAAAAUUCAGCAUCCAAAUAUAAUCUCUUUGCUGGGUUGCAGCAGUAAUGGCGACACGAAGUUUAUUGUCUAUGAAUUAAUGCGAAAUGGAUCAUUAGAGACUCAGUUACAUGGACCAUAUCAUGGCUCGGCGUUGACUUGGCACAUGAGGAUGAAGAUUGCUCUCGACACAGCGAGAGGAUUAGAAUAUCUGCAUGAAAUCUGUAACCCCGCAGUGAUCCAUAGAGAUCUGAAAUCAUCUAAUAUUCUUUUAGACGCAAAUUUCAAUGCCAAGCUGUGUGAUUUCGGUCUUGCCGUAGCUGAUGGGUCCCAAUACAAGAAUGACAUAAAACUCUCAGGCACAUUGGGAUAUGUAGCUCCCGAGUAUAUAUUAGAUGCAAACCAGAUCCAAUAUAUUGUUUCUUUUGGACGCAUGAGGACUUUAAUGAUGUCAUGAGGCUCGAAACUCAUGAUCUGCGUGCACCUGGUGCCUGUCUUCCGCACCUGACAGAAGGCAGGCCAUUUAUUAGAGUAGAUUAUUAAAUUCGAAUGUGGUGACUCCCACUUUAAGAUCUCUUGAGCCCAGUUGCUCAGGUUGGUAAUUUUCAGUGAUAAAAUAAUCAUACGGGUAAUCGAAACUGAAACCUGAUCUCAACUGAUGUGAGAGAAGUAUGGGUGAGGCGGAUUUGAUUAUCGUGAGAAGAUGGGAAAAUUACAGAGCCUUCCCUCAAGGGAAAUGCUAUAACAGGCCGUACUAGUGGAUAAUGAUUUUUAUAUGUUUUGACUGUUGAAUGGUAUAUGUCUUGUAUAUGCUCUGCUUCCACUGAUUUUUAAGGAAUAAGGAGAAAUGGGUUAGAUAUAAACAAGAUUAGAGUGCACUUAACAAUGACAUACCCAUUAUGUGGAAGCGAAGAAAUUGAAGUUUUCAUAUAUUUACAGGUAAAUUAACUGAUAAAAGCGAUGUGUAUGCAUUCGGAGUGGUGCUUCUAGAACUGGUGUUGGGGAGGAAGCCAGUGGAAAAGC